AUGAAAUUGAAAUCAUCGUCAUCCUCAUCAAUCUUUCACUUUCAGAAAUACUUUCGUGAUCAAGUUUAUUUAAUGUGUUUACAAAAAUUUAAAGAAUUUUCGUUAACAAUAGUUGAUGAUGUUGAUUAUCUUGAUGCAAAAGUAUACAUUUAAGCAAAUCAUAAAGUCGACCCACAUCAAUGGUUAACAAUUGAUAUAGAUAACUAUCGUUUUUCUUGUAAUGAUCAACAAAAAUGUAAUGCGUAUGAUACAGUUAAAUUAGGAACGUACAAUUUAUUAAUUGGUCAAACCAAUUAUUGUCCUGGUCUAUCUGGUUUACUUGAUAAAGUUGAUCCAACUAAUAAAAUGAUUGAAAUUUAUGGAAUGUGUAAAACAACUAUUAAUAAAAAUUAUCAAAUUCAAGAUUUACAAGUUUUUUAUGAUCCAAAUCAAUUAUUCACACAAUUAAUAGAAAUCAGUUCUUUUGCACCAUUUGCUCGAUUAAAUUUUCAAGCAUCUUCUCAAAGCAAGCUUAGUAAUCAAAAUGGUAAAAUGCCCAUACACAAAGAAAAACAACAAUCAAUUAUUUGUACUAUUUUGUGA
Rotaria socialis is the source of this 582-nucleotide messenger RNA. The record is from the annotation of a GenBank genome assembly. NCBI's taxonomy places the organism in Eukaryota, Metazoa, Rotifera, Eurotatoria, Philodinida, Philodinidae.